Molecule: messenger RNA, 2403 nt
Organism: Tachysurus vachellii
Lineage: Eukaryota; Metazoa; Chordata; Actinopteri; Siluriformes; Bagridae
Gene: grb2b
Product: growth factor receptor-bound protein 2b
Exons: 6
Coding region: 401-1054 (217 amino acids)
Molecular function (GO): protein binding
Source: RefSeq, a predicted model, not a curated record
UGUUCAAGCUCAAAUCCAGCAGCAUAACAAGCGUCUGGUGAAAAGCUCUAUGUCGUUAAAACCUACAUCCUUUAACUCGUUUACUGGGAAAAUAAGCGCAACGAAUUGAGUAUUACUCAAAGUUGGAUGUAACCUGAAGUGAAAGAAGAGCGAAGGUCCUUAAUAAGUGAGAUUUGCCGGGACCUUUAUGUGAGAACAUCGUGCCGGAGAGACCCGGGACAGAGACUGGAGGAGAGACACCAGGAGACACGCUGAUUUGUGUCCUGGACCUGAGCUCUUGUUUAGAAGUCCAGACAUCACCUCCUUUAUCCGCCUUCAGGGACUAAACUCGGGGUGUGAAACCCGAUCCAGACGUUUUUCACUUGCAUUGGUGUAGACACACAGGUGCUGGAGCUGAAUCAUGGAGGCCGUCGCCAAGUAUGAUUUCAAAGCGACUGCUGAUGACGAGCUGAGUUUUAAACGCGGAGAGAUCCUGAAGGUAUUAAAUGAAGAAUGUGACCAGAACUGGUACAAGGCAGAGCUGAAUGGAAAAGAUGGAUUCAUCCCCAAGAAUUAUAUAGAAAUGAAAGCACACCCGUGGUUCUUCGGUAGGAUUCCCCGGGCGAGAGCAGAGGAGCUGCUGAACAAACAGAGGCAUGAUGGAGCUUUCCUUAUUAGAGAAAGUGAGAGUGCACCCGGAGACUUCUCCCUGUCUGUGAAGUUUGGGAAUGACGUGCAGCACUUCAAGGUGUUACGUGAUGGUGCAGGAAAGUACUUCUUGUGGGUUGUAAAGUUCAACUCGCUCAACGAGCUGGUGGAUUAUCACCGCUCUACCUCAGUCUCACGAAACCAACAGAUUUUUCUACGGGACAUCGAGCAGGUGCCUCAGCACCCCACUUAUGUGCAGGCCCUGUUUGACUUUGACCCUCAAGAGGACGGAGAGCUGGGUUUCCGCCGUGGAGAUUUCAUCCAGGUCCUGGACAACUCUGAUCCUAACUGGUGGAAGGGCGCAUGCCACGGUCAGACAGGCAUGUUCCCACGCAAUUAUGUCACACCUGUCAACCGGAACAUGUAAAGCAACAAACGUCUAGGUCCCUUCUUUCCAAAAACACACACCCCUUCUCAAAAAAGCCUAAAUGUCCCCCUCUGCCGUUAACACCCUGUGUUUUGCAGAGCAAAAAGAGAACAAUGGAAACUGGAAAAAAGAGAAAAAAGGUCAGCAGAGUGUGUUUCAUUUUUUCAGUGACAUAUGGGCGCAAAAAAAAAAUCAACACUGAUUCCUGAGAAUUAUUGUUUGCAUCACUAUGAACGCUUGCAGCCAGGGUCUAAUGAGCCUAAGCUUAGUGCAACACCAAACAAAUUAACGCCACAACGAUCCUGUGUGUAGAUUUCCCCUCCGCUCCGUCUCCUUUUCAACACCUUAUCCUUGUAGUGCAUUUUCCUACAUUUUCCUACUUAAUUUCAUUAAGUUUUGGCUGCAUGUUUUAAUCACAUUGUAACAGUAAAUGUUGAAUUUUGAGGCCAUUUUAAGUUCAAGAAAAAGAUUUAAAAUGAAAAAAAAAUGAAAAAAAAAAAACACCACCACAUUAGAUGGAUGUCAAUUUAAAAAAAAAAAAAAAAAGAAAAAUGCUAAUUGAUGCUAAUGUCAAGUCACCAGGUCUGAAAUACCAGGCACAGGAACUUUGUACAUCAGUUUUUGGCCAUGAAAAUAUACAUAGAGAAAGAGAGAGAAUCCAUUUUUAAGAAGAUAUAUAUUAUAUAUUUGUAUGUGUUUGUCUGUUUUAUCUUUCCACACACUUUUUUUUUUUCUUUUUGGUUCAGAUGUAAAUUAUGUUCAGUUGUUUUUGAAUGAAACGGAGUAGUUCUGGGACAUGCUGACUCGUCAGUGUAAUUUCGAGGAAUUAUAAUCUGAGAUUUCUCAGAUACGUCGGCAUGCUGCGUAACUCGCCACACGUUCCAUUUUGAGAGAAGAAAAAACCCUUCGCUUUGGAGCUGCAUAUUCUUAAACGUAAUCGUUUAUCAUGACUUUUAAUGCCGUGCAGGUAAGAGCCGUUUCAGCCUGCAGGAGUUUGUUCAACGUGAAACAAUCACAAGAUCAGCCACCAUUCAAAGCCAAGGUAUUUACUGCAGCCAAUUUUUCCCCCUCUCGGGCCGUGAAUGUAGCUGACUUUAGACCUUCGACAUGAGCAUGAGGGAAGUUAGGGUCACUGUCCUGAACCACGCACCUACUCGAGAUUUCAAAGGAGUAUCUAUUUACAGUUUCAGAACCAUGUAGGAUCAUGUAUGCAUACAAACAAUAUGCACGAGGCGUGUAUACACAUUUUAAGCGGAAGAUUGAAAGUCAUGUGAGUUUAAUCUUUAAUUAUCAUGUAUUUCGCCAGUCCCCAAACUGGCACCAAUAAAAGCAGUAUGCGAAACUAUAAA